GCUCUGUAUCCAGUCUAUAUAUAGCUCCUUCCCCCCAUGGCUUCUCACCACCUUCAGGUUGCCGUCUCUCUUCUUCUCUAGUUCGUUGCUGCCUUCAAUUCACCUUUCCUCAGAGAAUGGGAAGUACCGGAAAAACUGACUACGGUGCCUACACCUAUGAGAACCUCGAGAGAGAGCCUUACUGGCCUUCAGAGAAGCUUCGGAUUUCCAUCACUGGUGCUGGCGGUUUUAUUGCCUCUCACAUAGCACGGCGCCUGAAAACCGAGGGUCAUUACAUCAUAGCCUCUGAUUGGAAGAAAAAUGAGCACAUGACCGAAGACAUGUUUUGCCAAGAAUUCCAUCUUGUUGAUCUCAGAGUCAUGGAGAACUGUCUAAAGGUUACGAAGGAUGUUGACCAUGUUUUCAACCUUGCUGCUGAUAUGGGUGGAAUGGGCUUUAUCCAGUCCAAUCAUUCUGUUAUCAUGUACAACAAUACAAUGAUUAGCUUUAACAUGCUUGAGGCAGCCAGGAUUAACGGGGUCAAGAGGUUUUUCUAUGCCUCUAGUGCUUGUAUCUACCCUGAAUUUAAACAACUGGAAACUAAUGUGAGCUUGAAGGAGUCUGAUGCCUGGCCUGCUGAGCCACAAGAUGCAUAUGGGCUGGAGAAGCUUGCAACAGAGGAGCUAUGUAAACAUUAUAACAAGGAUUUUGGAAUUGAGUGCCGUGUUGGUAGGUUCCAUAAUAUUUAUGGUCCUUUUGGGACAUGGAAAGGUGGAAGGGAGAAGGCUCCUGCAGCUUUCUGCCGAAAGGCCCUCACUUCCGCCGACAAGUUUGAGAUGUGGGGAGAUGGAUUGCAAACAAGAUCCUUCACCUUCAUUGAUGAGUGCGUUGAAGGUGUACUUAGAUUGACUAAAUCAGAUUUCCGUGAGCCAGUAAACAUUGGGAGUGAUGAGAUGGUGAGCAUGAAUGAGAUGGCUGAGAUUGUUCUUAGCUUCGAGGACAAGAAUAUUCCUAUUCACCACAUUCCUGGCCCAGAGGGUGUCCGCGGUCGUAACUCAGACAACACUCUGAUCAAAGAGAAACUUGGAUGGGCUCCAACUAUGAAGUUGAAGGAUGGGCUGAGAAUAACGUACUUCUGGAUUAAGGAGCAGAUUGAGAAAGAGAAGGCUCAGGGUGUUGAUAUUGCAUCCUAUGGGUCAUCCAAAGUGGUUCAAACUCAAGCUCCGGUUCAGCUGGGAUCACUUCGGGCUGCUGACGGCAAAGAAUGAAGUGGCUAUGCAGUGGUCGGCUACACGUGUAUUUGUUUUAAUUGAAGAGUCAGCAUUCAUGUUGUCAUCGGUGGUGUUCAUUAGCUAUUGAGGAUUUCUUUGUCUGAGGUUUGUUGGUGUGUAGGAGGGAAGUAAGGAUUCAGGAAGGUUGUGGCGGGUUUCGUUGUAAUUUGCUAAGCCCAUUACUUGCUUUCUGGGGCUGUUUUACUGUGCCAGAAGUUCAAAGUUCUGUUUAUCUUUAUGAUCGGUUUAUAAGAUAAGGAUUAUAUACUUCCUUCUCGUUAAUCA
This is a messenger RNA of Neltuma alba, 1535 nucleotides long. Its product is annotated as GDP-mannose 3,5-epimerase 1. Gene Ontology annotation, molecular function: NAD binding; GDP-mannose 3,5-epimerase activity. The transcript is spliced from 7 exons. Bases 117 to 1247 code for a protein of 376 amino acids. The record is from RefSeq and is a predicted model, not a curated record. Lineage: Eukaryota; Viridiplantae; Streptophyta; Magnoliopsida; Fabales; Fabaceae.